GUCCAGGCCGUCCUCACUCCCAUUUUCUCGGCCUAUUCUUCUUGCUUUUCCAUAAUCAUCAACUUCAUCACCAUCGCCGCUGCCAUCACCCGCCCUUCCUUCUUCUUCUCAUCCUCCCCUUUCCCUCCCUUUCAUCUCCUUCUUGCAUCUCUGCGUGGUUCUCUCACUCCCUUCGAGCCUCCAUCGCAGCCUUUCGACCACCCGAACGCACGCCAACGCUUCGAUCGUGUGCUUAUCGUAAUCGUUUUUCCAAACCGCUACUCUUCUCCUGACGUGCGCAAAAAGUCUCGCUCAGUCUAUUUGAGAUAUAACGAAAACGCCCGGGCGGAUCCCUAUUGUAAUCAUCGUGCAUACGUCCCGUCCCCCAACUACCAACACUACAACCCGCUAGCGGCACCUCGAGCUCAACGUCGUCCCACUGACCGAAUACUACCAAAGGCGAAGCAGUUCGUUCGAAUAUCGCUUUGCCGGAUUGUUCGCCUAUUACAUCUCGCCUUCUCGAGAGCCGCUGCGCCGUCGCCUCCGCAACGUGCUUCCGAACCUUUAGCUGCCUGCCUUUCCGACCGACGUUGCGUCGUGUCUCUUGGACAGACGUCACGCACGAUUCCGCUUCAGGGGCCCCAACACCCCGUUCCUUUCGGCACACAGUCACCAAAUCAUCUUUGGCUUGCGACUGUUGCACCAUCGCAACCCACCACGGGGACGGACAUCUUUUAUUUUAUUUUCCUUCACUUCCUUCACAUUUCUGCCAGCACCGCGAUCGGACUGCGCAUGUCCUCCGUGAAUUCCGCUCCCCUCCGUGACAGCUCCGCAUACUCGGUGCGUUGAAGAAGACGGCAACAACGACGAAGAAAAAAGAAGAAGAAGAAGAAGAAGAAGCAGGUGGAGAAAAAGAAGCAGUGAAGAAGAAAGGACGAAGAAGCAGUAACCUUUUGCUGCAUCUGCAACGAGGUCGGCACCCCACGGCACCGGUAACACUUUUGCACAGAUAGAAUCUCUCAGACUCCAGAGUAGCGCUCCCAGCGCAGCACCUUUUUUUUCGUAUCAUUUCACUAUCAGGGCUGGCGCCUUCUGUCGUCACCCCGUACACUCCUUUGGCCGGUCCCAUCGAAAUUCCACCAUUUCCCUAUCACGCGUAUCUACCCUGGACCUUGGUAGACUCAUCGCCCACGACACGCGGUUCGUCGCCUCCGUACAAGUAGAAGAGAAUAAGAGAACAAAGUCCAGAUUGAUUCUGCUGGAAAGACACGAACUCAAAAGGAGACGACCUAAACAGGUGACGGGCUUCAUAAUUCAUAAUGGCAUCGUCAAAAAGACAGGACGCCCAUCUCAAUCUCAGUCAAAUCCCCCAGCUGGGCGGUGGCCAGCCGAUGUCUGGCACCUCGUCCGCGGCCUCGACCUCACCAAUUGAGCCUCCUGCAAGCUCCGGCUCCCUCAAGUUCCCCCUCGGCGCCACUUCUGCGCUUGCGGGCCUGCCAAACGGCAUCCCCAGACUGAACUCGAGUUCUCCGUCGCACGAGUACGGCGGCAGGCUGUAUUCCAAAAGAGCGCGAGAGAUCCAGGCUCAGGAAGGCCUAAGCGGUCUUCAGGCGUGGGGCCCACCUACGAGCGGCAACAGCACCCCUUUGAGGGAGACAAUCCCAGAGUCCCCCGGCGCCGAGGGCUUCCCAGACUUCACCCAGCCGACACCGGACUCCGCAAAAACCGCAACGGCACCGAUCGCAAGAGGCCGGACCCGGGCAGGCACCCUCCCUUCGCGCUUCUCGCCCGCGGCGGGUCUAGGCGCCCUCAACCCCCAGUCGCUAUUGGUCUCGAAGACUUCGCGACCCACGCCGUCCACCAGCCCAUUUAAGCCUGGCUCCGCCACACCGAACAGCGUGCCUGGGUUCUCCAGCAGCGAUCUAGGCAAGUCGUCUCUUCUGUCACGUCUGCGGGCCGGUUCUAUGCCCCAGCGACCAGGCUUCAUCACGGGUACUACUCCAUUUGGACAUCCCAUCUUCUCCACAAGCUACGCAAGCAGCCGCGACCGCUCCAACACUCUUGCCAGCAUCCGCUCCGGUGACGCUCCCUCGUCCCCGACCCAGUCGCACUUCUCGAGAGACUCAAUCGCAGACAACGAUGUCAAAACGCUUGACUACCUGGGCUUGGUGGACACGCCUAAACCGUCCAACGCCAACCUUAUUGGCGACUACGGAACCUUCGCCGCAGGGCACCCACCCCCAGGCCUACAGCCUGCAGCAAUUGCCGAGCUGGCCGCACUCAACAGAAGCGCUAACAGGUUCCGCUCGUACUCAGUCAAUGCAAAGGAGAAGUAUGCAGAUGAGGACGACGAGCCUGGAUACGGUGGCUACAGCGGUGCCAUCACUCCGGGUGGUGACGCGGCAACCUACGCGGCCAUUCAGGAGGCUGUCCGCCAGCACAACCUCGAGGUUCAAGCAUUCGCGAAUUACGCCAGCGCCAGCAGGCCUAGAGCCCGAACCGCAGGCGUGCUAGAGACACCAUCCACACACAUGCUGAGGAACUUUCUCCCGACACCGAGCAGCAUGAACAAAUCCAUGAACAUCGCCGACCUGCCCGAAGAGUCCGAAUAUCACGGCUUAGCAGAGGCGGUUGAGGGUCUGAAGCUGGGCGGCGGUUUGCUGUCGUCCACAGAUGACCACAAUGUUGACUCUCCCACGCGAGCUCUGUGGCUUGGGAACAUACCCUCUUCGACGACGGUCUCCUCGCUCAACGUCAUCUUUGGUAACUUCGGCCCUAUAGAGUCCACCCGCGUGCUCACACACAAGAACUGCGGCUUCGUCAACUUUGAGAACGUUGAAAGCGCCGUGACGGCCCGCACGCAGCUUAACGGCAAGGAAAUCUUCCCAGGCGCGGGCCCUGUCCGCAUCGGCUACGCGAAGGUCCCCAGUGCAACCGGCACCCCAGCUAACAACGGCAUCUUUCCUUCGCAGAGCCCAGAUCCGCAAGCCGAAGCUCAGACGCAGGGCUCCCCCCAGAGCGCAGCCGCGGGUGCCAAUGCAGCAGGAAACGGAGGAGCGUCAGGCACUGCAACAGCAGACAAGGUGACCUUCUCCACGCCUGAGCUCUCGGAAAUUCGCUCGGACAUCGCACAGAUCGUCAAAGAGCUUGGGGCCACGGACGACGAGCAGCUUCGCAUUGCUCAAGCUGUCGAGCACGCCAUUGCAAACGAUCAGUACGCGACGGAAAUUCCCCCUGUGCCCGAACCAAGCCACAAUCGUGUCCACGACGCGCCGCGGUUGCGGGAGAUUCGCAAGAGGAUCGACAACAACACGAUGUCUCCCGGUGAGAUUGAAGACGUUGCCAUGGGCAUGCUGCCAGAGAUUGCGGAACUGUCGUCCGACUAUCUCGGCAACACGGUUGUCCAGAAGCUGUUCGAGUACUGCUCCGAGCCAACCAAGGAAGCCAUGCUCGCCGAGAUUGCGCCUCACCUGGCCGAGAUUGGUGUGCACAAGAACGGCACGUGGGCGGCGCAGAAGAUUAUCGACGUCUCGCGGACGCCGGCGACCAUGUCCGUGAUCGUAGAGGCCCUUCGGCCGUUCAGUAUGGCGCUCUUCCUCGACCAGUUCGGUAAUUACGUGAUCCAAGGCUCGUUGCGCUAUGCUUCGCCGUUGAACAACUUCAUUUUCGAGGUCAUGCUCUCCCGCUUGUGGGAGCUCGCGCAAGGCAGGUUUGGCGCUCGUGCCAUGCGUGCCUGCCUCGAGAGCCACCACGCGACGAAGGACCAGCAACGUAUGAUUGCGGCUGCCAUCGCCUUGCACAGCGUUCAGCUGGCCACCAACGCUAACGGCGCUUUGCUGCUGACCUGGUUCCUGGACACAUGCACGUUUCCACGACGACGUACGGUGCUUGCCCCUCGCCUUGUGCCUCACCUUGUUCAGCUGUGCACCCACAAGGUUGCGUACCUGACCGUGCUCAAGAUCAUCAAUCAGCGCAAUGAGCCUGAGGCCCGGGAUAUGAUUCUCAAAGCUCUGUUCUUCUCCACCAAUGACCAGGUGCUCGAGGACAUCCUCAAGGAUCAGUCGUGCGGAGCCACGCUGAUCUUCAAGGUACUCACGACGCCCUUCUUUGACGAAAGCAUCCGCGCCGAAGUUGUUCAGAACGUGCGGAAAGUGCUGGGCAAGAUCAAAGCCCAACCGCAGCAAGGCUACAAGCGACUGAUGGAUGAGGUCGGACUUUCGACGCGAACAGGUGGCCCAAGAGACAUGCACCACAACCGCGAGCACGACGGCCAUCGCCCUGCGUCUAAGCAUGGAAACAACAGCAACAAUCCGGUUGCUGCUGCAGCUGCUGCAGCUCACAUGCCGCAGAACAUGUACAGUGCCGUGCAGCCUUCAUUUGAACAGAUGAACAUGCAACGCACGUCCAGCGUAGACUCUUCGGCGACUUUUGAAUCGUUCAUGCCACCUGGUCCAGGUAUGCUCGCGCCUGGCAUAACCCCGCAGGCAGUGCAGUAUCAGCAGAUGCUUGCGAGUGCAGCCGCUCGGCCUUCGCCUUUCUAUGGUCAGCUGGGUACCAUGAACGGCGCGUUUUCUGGGCCGACUCCGGGUGCUCUAUCCGGAAUGGAGUCGUACAGGAAUAUGCCGGCCGCGCCGCUAGCUGCCAACGCGCCGCUCAUGCCACAAGCCGGAUUUGGUCAGGCCGGGUAUAGCCCCAUGAUGGGCCAACAGAUGUUCAAUCAGUAUCCGAUGAGUGGUUAUGUUCCAGCCCAGCAGAUGCAAGUCGGAGCAGGAAGACGAGGAAGGAGAUGAGAGAGUUCUCGGCAUCCGCGUCAGAGCUCCUAGCUAAAAACUUACAGCCCUCGACCUGAAAAAGGCGAAGGGCUACCGGCCAUUUCAGCCUCCAUUCGCUCGGCCAUGGCGUACGCUCGUUACCUUGUAUUCUUCUGCAGUCUUUCUCCAAAUAUCGUGACGAAUCUUCUAUGCGGUCCCGCCAGCGGACUCUUCUCUGUUCUUUUCGUAGUCAUGGUCAUGACCUGUACCAUCUGCGUCUUUGUUAUUUUUCCGUAAAUCAAAAUCAAACCUGUACGCGUCGCGCGUUCGUCCACACACCGUCACGCAGCAACCGACAAAAAUCAACGCCAAGACAUGACGUCGGGGGUCGCUCGGCAACGCUGGACGAGACGAGCAGAAAUCCUCGGCCCCGUUUUCGCUUCAUCGUUCGGCUGGUCUACGCGACUGACUAACAAACGCUUUUAUUCUUCGACACGCUUGGGCAGAAGUUCUGGUUUCUUUUCGACAGAUGUGGAAGAGGACCAUGAGGUUUGGCCCUCUCGUCUCUCUAUGACGAGGGAGUUUUGAUCGGCCCGGCUGACUUCGCUGUACAAAAAGCUAUUUUUUUUAACGAAAUCGCUCGCUCUUUAUCGUGUGCAAUUUGUGUGGUACGCGGGCGGACUGGACGUGCGGCCUACUGGUUCUAGGGGAGUGAGGCUCCAAUUGGCAAAUCUUGUCUUUUAGUAUCUAUCUUGUGUACACUCGAUUCUUUUUUUUUCUUUUCAUCUUUCGCGGGGAUGGGAAAUCUUAUGACGAACUCCUUUUCUUGGAACGGCUGGGUCAUAGGCAUCUAUCACUUGUCAAAACUGUGCUGUAUCUUGUCUUUGUCGGCAUCUACGUCCGCUUUUGUCCUCUGUGUGUCUGUGUGUAUGUGCGCCUGUGUGAGAGAGAGUGUGGGUGUGAGUCGUUUGAUGGGUCCCAAGGGAACGCAGUGGUGGUACGACGUGUGUGGACGAGACGCAUCAGAGAAAACACAUACGAAAGGUCGACUGGGUAGCUAGCAAUCAUAGAAAGACGGUUACAUCUCUG
Molecule: messenger RNA, 5819 nt
Organism: Verruconis gallopava
Lineage: Eukaryota; Fungi; Ascomycota; Dothideomycetes; Venturiales; Sympoventuriaceae
Exons: 2
Coding region: 1299-4769 (1156 amino acids)
Molecular function (GO): RNA binding
Source: RefSeq, a predicted model, not a curated record